AUGGAGCUCAGCAGAUUAUUCCUUACCCAGUUCAUCUCUGGUAAGAAGAGUCGGAAGCCGACUACGCAUCUAUUCACCCUCAAGCAGGGGAACAAGGAGUCAUUGAAGGACUUCAUCGCCCGCUUCAAUGAAGAGGCACUACUAAUGGACGACUAUGACGACAAGAUGGCACUUUCUACCAUGUUCAGCAGACUCAGGGAGGGGAAGUUUGUCUUCUCAAUUAGGAAGAAUCCAUCGACUACUUUGUCCGAGCUCAUCAGCAGAGCCCAAAAAUACACCAAUGUCGAGGAGUUCUCCAACUCCUGCAAGAAUGUCCACGUUGCUAAACAAUCAUCCAAGGAGAAGAGACUGAAGAACGAAGAGCCUCAAUCAUUCAGCAAGAAGCCAGACGAUCGAGCCUCUCGAGAUUGCCGAUCGAGCAAGAGUCCUGAGAGCAAGUUCCACUCCUACACCCCCCUCAACACAUCUCCAGAACAGAUCCUAUUAGACAUCAGGGAUCAGAAACUCCUGCAUUGGCUAGUUUUCAUGAAGGUUAAUGCACGACAUCGAGAUAAGCACAAGUAUCGUCGUUUCCAUCAUGACCACAGUCACAAUAUGAGCAAUUGCGUAGAUCUCAAGGAUGAGAUCGAGACCCUCAUCCGUAAGGGUCAUCUGCAACGAUACACCAAGGAAGAGAAGUUGGCUCGAAGAAAAGAGUAG
This is a messenger RNA of Magnolia sinica, 699 nucleotides long. RefSeq lists its product as uncharacterized. NCBI's taxonomy places the organism in Eukaryota, Viridiplantae, Streptophyta, Magnoliopsida, Magnoliales, Magnoliaceae. The record is from RefSeq and is a predicted model, not a curated record. The transcript has a single exon. The coding region runs from base 1 to 699 and encodes 232 amino acids.